Patiria miniata (bat star) is the source of this 7176-nucleotide messenger RNA. RefSeq lists its product as uncharacterized. The transcript is spliced from 6 exons. The coding region runs from base 129 to 2969 and encodes 946 amino acids. The record is from RefSeq and is a predicted model, not a curated record. Gene Ontology annotation, molecular function: zinc ion binding; RNA polymerase II cis-regulatory region sequence-specific DNA binding; nuclear receptor activity. NCBI's taxonomy places the organism in Eukaryota, Metazoa, Echinodermata, Asteroidea, Valvatida, Asterinidae. Gene Ontology annotation, biological process: cell differentiation; negative regulation of transcription by RNA polymerase II; positive regulation of transcription by RNA polymerase II.
UGAAUCACGUUUUGGCCAGGGACCGUGCAUCUCUGUAGCUGGAUCGCAACAGUGAUGCUGCCCUUUCAUUAGACAGAGCAAAAAAAUGACGAUAACGAUGAAGAGCGUGGUGGUGACAGUGGCAGUAAAUGAGUAAACAUCUGACUGUCUUUCUAAUUUUCCCCCUUUUUUUCCUCUUGCUUGCUUCAGAUGAACUGAAUGAACUCAUCAAGUGUAUGGUGUGUGGUGAUACCUCCACGGGGUUCCACUAUGGCAUCCAUUCCUGCGAAGGCUGCAAGGGUUUCUUCAGAAGGAGCCUCACACAGCACGAAUCCUAUACGUGUUCCAACAACGGGCAGUGUGACAUCUCCCUCUACACUAGGAAUCAGUGCCAGCUAUGCCGAUGGAAGAAGUGCCUUGCAGUCGGCAUGUCCAAAGAAGGCUCCAGAUUGGGUCGGAGGUCAAAACGAAUGAUUGAGAAAAUGCAUGAGACGAUUGCUAAGCAGCGAAGUUUUGGUGACAACACUGUUGUCCACCAGCCGGCUGGUUUUUACAGCAACCACCCUGAACUGUUCAACCAGUCCAAGUAUGGUGGUCAGCCUAUGAGUGCUGGACACCCUCCCAGCCACAUGCUGCCGACGAGUAUCCCUGCCAUGUACCCCGGAAUGAACAGUUCUUUCUCCAUGGCAGCUAUGAUGGAAUCCCAGCUAGGCCAGGCCAUGGCCAACCAUGCCCAGUCCAUCUCCACCAUCAUCAAGCAGGAGCUGGAUCACAGUGGGUCAGAUCGGGAGCACUCACUCUCAGAAACCUCCUCGAUAUCUGGCCUGGACAUGUCACCUCCGGGGUCUGUUGGCCGUCAGUCCUCAGUUCCCGGAGCCAGUGAGGGCUCAGUCAAUGGCAGCGGCAAUAGGGGCUACGGAUCAGACAGCAUGGAACAGUCGCCAACCAUCUCCAGUGUAUCACUUUCAAAAUCACACGAAGACUCUGCUAGCUUGAACAACAUGUACAUACAGGCAGCAAUGCGGGCAAAGGAAGAGAAAAGAAUGCCUCAAUCAGUCAGCGAAGAGAUCACAGAGAAAAUGUCCAUGAUAGGACGGGAUGGGUCCAAGUUUGAGGCCUCUAUGGCCGGAGAGGGAGACCUGCCAAUGGAGGCCAUUAAUAAAAUGCUGGCUGCUGGUCAACCUGUCAUCCUUAUUCCCAGGGACAUGGGUAGUCCUGAGUCAAACAGCAAGGACAUGAUCCCACCAAGCCCGACUGUGGUUGUCGUGCAAAACACAAGUAAAGAAGGCCGGGAUGAUCACUCAACGUCCCGGCAUCGAUCAAAAUCAGCCAGCCCUGGAAACGAGGUGUCCGUCAGCGUGGCCGACAUGGCCUCCUCACAAAUGAAGGCAUUGUACGCAGGACAUCGGAGGACGUCGGAGCCAAUGCUCAGACCGGAGGACAACACCCACUGUUCGUUCCUGCCGCACUCUGGCCAAGGGAACCAGUUCUUCCAGUUCCCAGGUGGGUUUCCACCCCAGCAGAUGCCGCAGGGUCUGUCCCCACAGUCCUCACUGUUGUCUCACUCACCUCUACUUCCAAUGUCUCAAGGAUGGAACCCACUGUCUGGCCGGCAGCACCUUCCUCCCUCACCCCUGCUCUCCUCCGGUGGCCAGGUCAUGGUCCCUGUCAGUUCCUCACAGCAUCCUCAGCAAGUACCUCUUGGCCCGACUGCAUUUUUAGCCCAGCAGCAUCUAAAAGCAGAGAUGCACUCCCCAAAGCCUCUCCCCCAGCACUCACCUGGCGAUGGCAGGGACUGUUUUCCCACCAGGCAGUCUGUCAAGCGGCAGUCUCCAGGGAAGGGUCACUCAGACCCCAACAAAACCUCCAAGGGAUCCCACGGGAAGCCAGAAUGUUCCCCCGACUUUUCUCAUCUCUCCCCUCCCCAGAGUUUUACCACUGCUCUUCAGUCUUCUGCGCCCAGUGAUAGCCAAACCCCCAUCUCAAAGGAGAAGAAGAUGGUCAUUAAGGAGGAGCCAAGGAGCAUCCCCAUUGACGGGGACGAUAUACCGGAUGCGGAUCCCAAGAGUAAUGACGACACCCUGGAGGAAUACAAGCUGGAAGGUUUCAACCCAGAGGAGCCCCUCACUCCAGAGCUCAAGAAGAAGCUCUGUAAGAUCAUUGACUGCGUCAACAAGUCCUACCAUGAAACAUGUUUUUACACCUUCCGCCGGAUCAUUUUCCUGCGGGAGAGGUACUUCCCAUUUCUGGGUCCUGAUGAGACCUACUCCCACCGGUUGAAGAACAAGUACGACCACGAUUGCAGCAAGUGCCCCCCACCUUCAGGCUUCCCGACCUCCAAGGACCCACCGCGGGAGCUGCCGGACGUCCUGCUUCCCGUAGACAGCGGCAGGAUGUGGCAGUUCUUCUCCAGCAAGUUCACCAGCCAGAUCACGCGUAUUGUCAACUUCUCUAAGAUGAUCCCAGGCUUCAAGCACAUCGACCGAGAGGACCAGAUCACGCUGAUCAAGACGGGUCUGUUUGAGGUGGCAACGAUACGUUUCUCGACAGUGGCCGACACGAAGACCAACAUGGUGUACUGGUGGACCACGGGAGACAAGUUCUCCCUGGAGGAUGCUCAUAAGAUGCCCCUGGGCAACCUGUUUGACUUGCUCUUUGAUUUUGCUCGGAGGGUCAACCGAAUGCUGCUGGAUGAUAGCGAAUACGCUCUUCUCUCUGCCGUGGUCAUCAUGUCACCAGAUCGGCCGGGACUGAAGAAUCGCGAACGUGUCAAGCAGCUGCAGUUAGAGCUCCUGCACGCCCUUCAUUACGAGGUGUCCCAGAACCACCCAGGGGAGCACGGACUCUUCGCCCGCCUGCUGACCACCAUCCCUAAGCUGCGAGAGAUUGGCCCCGAACACAUCCGCAGACUCAUGGAGCUCAAGAUCAAGUCACCUGGGUUCCAGUUCCCGGCGCUACACGCGGAAGUCUUCGACCUCAACAACUCGUAGUACAUUGUCGCAAGCACGGCAAGUUUGGUUGGUACUGCUCCAACUGUGAGUUGAUUGUAUGAGCAACAUAACUGUGAAAUCAGCACUGGAAAAACAAGUUCAAGAGUUUUUGUGUUCAGUCAAUACCCUUAUUCUUGACCUUAUUUUCCGAUUUAUGGUCAAUCAUAUAACACAGCUGUUUACAAAUCACAUAUAAGUAGAUAUUUAGUACUUGCAGGUCUCCGUAAAGAUAGGGAGUUUACACCUUUUGUUCAUUGUUAGAGUGGUACUUAUAUUCUAUCUGCAUCUGCCUGACCAACAAGGCUGCAUUUCAGUUACCAAUAAGCAAGAUUUUGUAAAACUCUUCUGACCAAAAUUGUUUGAAAUGUUAAAAACUGCGGACCUCACAUGGGGAAACAAACCAACCGUCAUACAUGUACAUGUAUGUAUGACAAGUUUGCGUUCUGAUUCCCUUUAAACUACAAGAAAAGUUGCCUGGCUUUUAAAACUGGGAGGAGCAUGGUAAUUUUUUAAUUAAAGUGGAUUGCACAUGGGUAUGCAUAUGUUCAUAUAGAGAAUUGCAAAAACUGAGAAACCUUUCUUCACAGAAAUAGGAGGAGGGGGGGGGGGAAUUCAACUGCAAAAGCUUUUUAGGGAAACAAAAGAAAAACUGUAUUUUUGGCUGAAAAUUAUAACGUGUAGUUCCAUGAAGACAGAAAAAGAUAACCUUUAAAAUACUGUAAGGUAUAACUACCAUGAUAAAGUUCAGCCCAUUUUUGCCAACAGCACUGCUGUAUCUUUUCUACGUAAUUAUGUUGUGUGAAACACAUUAAACAAGAAAAAAACAAUUGAAAACCAAAUUCUGAAAGGUAUCUCAAGAACUGUAACCUUGGAGUUCACGGGGUUUUUUCUCCACGAAUCCUUCAGUGAACUUUUUUUUCUCAAAAACUCCCCAAAAUAUUUGAAAUAUAAUCAUGUUUUUGAAGGUUUUUCUGAGCAAAGCUACUCGUGCAUGUUAUGUAAUUGUUGGAAAUCUUCUAAGUAAAAGUUCAUACAAUGUACUUUUGCCCCUCAUUUAAAACAGAAGAUCCGAUAUCAAAUAUCACGUUUACGUUACUUUUGUAUGGAAGUGGGCACUGCAUUUCUCUCUUAAGAGUAAACUAUAAUUUGUUUGUGCUGCCCACAUUGCUGCCUUUCCAAUGUGUAUAAUGGGAGAAAGAUUGACAAUAUUUUUCUCGUCAUCAUGUGAUAUUUAUUGAAAUUGUUUUCUCUUUCUAGCAUAAAAAAACGGCUAUUAGUCUAACCACUAAUUUAAAACCUGGAUUGGUUGCUGUUUUUAUAUUUAAUUUAUAUUAUCACUUCCUGUGAAAGACUCAGUGAAUGAUCGAUGUUUGCAUCCUUUCUGUAUGAUCAAUUAAAAGUGUAUAAUUCUGCCAUUUUUUUUUAAAACAAGAGAAAUAUGAUUUGAAACAGGACUUCUUGCCAGGUAUGGAAUCUGUGCACAAGAACGGUUACAAAGAGGUAGUUGGGCUGAGACUACUGGGAGGGAUUGUUGAGCACAUUGCAACGGCGCCGGACGCGCUCGCAAAGACGCAAAUGGUUUGUGCACACUUGGAAUUAAAUUGUCUUGCAUACUUUGUGCCAUACAUGCCAACCAGUGCGCAGAGGCGAUUGGCUCCCCGCUUGGAGCUCUUGAAAUGGUCACAAAGUGCCAAUUACUGUUCUUGCACGGAAUCCGUCGGUUUGUGCACAUUCAAAUGUAGUGGUUGUUGUGAUUUUAGUGCCAUCCUUGCGCAAACCGGCGCGCAAGUGGCGCGUCCAGUACACUCAUGAGGGGUAACAAAGCCCAUUGCUACUGUUCAUGUACAGAGUCAAUAUUCCACGCAUAUGCUAUCUUUUGUUUUGCUCAAGUCACCAAUUUGCGCCAUACGUGAACCUAGUAAUAGUCUGUCACCCCUAGACUCUGAAAUGGUCAUGUGUCAUUCUGAUCAUAAUAUACGUGUUACAGACAGGACUUGCUUGUUGGCAAGGUGAUCACCUAUGCUUGGUCUUGUGUUUAAAUGCUUACUGCUGAUUGGUUAAUCCCAAUUUUUGCUUGGCCAAUUGCAGUUGAUAAAUUUUUAGAUUUGGAUAUUGUAUUUCUGGAAUAAGGUUCCACACUCAUAAAGAAAAUGCAUCUCUUUUGUAAAGACUGAAAUCAGAGAUUACCAGAAAUUUGUGGUUUUUCUUGAAAAAUAGGUAUUUAAAUUCCAGUUAUAUUAGGAAAUUUGAAAAUAGCUCAUGUCAUUAAAAGACAAUAUUCAACAAUUUGAAUUAAUAUAAUUAUGGUGAAUUACUGAAAUAUAAUUAAAAAAAACAAUCAAUUAGAUUUAUGCAGAAAUAAUGCAUAAUAUUUCCCAUUGUUGUAUUGAAAUAUAAUGUUUAGAAUUAGAAUUUGUCAUGAUAGAAUGUUUUGUAUAGAGAAAAUGGAGGUCCUAAGGACAUUUUUUAAAACUAUUUGCCAAAUUGUGAAUGGAGACACAUCAAAAGAUGUAAAGUCAAUUUUAACUACAGAACCAGUAUUUGGCUGUAAUUCGCUUAGACGUUUGUGUUAUUUUUGUUCUUUUUGUGGCCACAAUAAUCCUGCAUGCUUGAAAAAUCUCAUUGGCCUUAUGCCAUGGUUACAUUGUUACCAUGGUUACAUUGUUACCAUGGUCGCAAGUUUCUGUGACAACCAGAAUCCCUUUUUUUUAACUGGUGGGAAAUACUGGCCUUUUGGGGGGGGGGUUCGGUUUUUUUUAAACUGUGUACUUUUUUUUUCGGGAUAGAAUUUGUGACAUACUGUAAGAUAUAACAUUGGAAAAAUGUCACGCCAUGUACAUAUGAUUUGUGUCUCUGGGAACUGUGGGCGGGGCAUGUGAUGCCCUAGUGGGAGGUAAGAUCACAAAACAUACUGUCAUUUUGUAUAUGUUUGUCACGUCCGAUGUUGUCGUCUAGGUGUGUAGAGUCUUUGAAGUUAAAAAGACAAAGGUGGAUUAUAGACAAAAGAUUGCACAUGUAGAAUCUGUGUACAGAAAGCAGCUGAAGGAUAUACCGUAGCCACAUUAGGGUUCAAGGGUCACGUGUCUUAGUUUUGUCACUUUGAUCACCGCAGUUUUUUUCUAAUGUACAUUUUUUGCGAAAGCUUAGAAAAAAAACACACACACACAAGCGCAUUUUUGUGCUCCGAAAGUUGUUAAAUAGAAAAAUGUAUGUUAUGUCUGGAUAUGGAAUAUCCACAAACUGAAAUCUUUGAAAUUAAUGCUGUUAUAUUCUAAUGGAUUAUUUAGCAUAAGUUUUGUUUUGUUGUGUAGAAAAUGUUGUGAUUUUUUUCUGUAUUGAUAGUAUUAUUCAUUCAGCAUAUUUUUUUUUUAAAUUUUAAUAGGUAUACCAGUGGAGGUGGAUUGCUUUGUGUAUUAAUGAUGAGUUUGGAUGCGAUUAAUCCCAGAAUGCCUUGCGCAUAAGUACAUGUGGAUAUGUUUGGAAAUUCAUGCUGUAUUAAGACUACUAGACAUAUCUGAACAGAUGCGGGGACCCUAUUUGAAAAGACAGUGACUACAUUUCAGAGUAAUGAAUUAAGAACAGACAAAAAAAAUGAACCAAUGUACAACCGUUACAAAUCAAAUAUAUUCACAAAAUAUAUUCCUCUAUCUGAUGAUUACCGAUACAUUUUGGGGACCUCUGAAAUUUUUUUACCACCAAUAAAAAAAAAAAGGGUUUUAAAGCCAAUAUACCGGUAUCCAAGUACAGAUAUCCUACAUAUAUAUCGUAUACAUAUUAAUUGUGUAGUCACUACCAUUGCCAUUACAUUUUAUCAUUUUGUUUAAUUGAAUGUUUCUUUUUUUACGGCCAACAGGCAAAAAGAUGAAUGGGUCGAUGGUUACUAAAGGUUCACAGGUUGUUGUGGUUUCACUCUGAACUAUGACCUCUACAACUCGGAUUUCAUCUCAACAACUCAGAUUACAGAAUUUAAAAGGUUCUAGGAAAAUCCUGUUUGCAUUGUCCUUGUUUUAGGAAGAAGGAAGACCAGGAAUCCAUGUGCAGACAUUCAACCUUGCCAUGACAUAUUCGACAGCCUUGUUGCUCAAAACCAGCUUUUGCCGAUUUCUGACUUUUUAUUGGUGGGAUGGAAACAAAAUUGUCUCCCUUAAGGUGUCCCUAUCAGCUACUGAUGCCAAGAAUCCUACCUUUAGAGAUAUGUCAGGGCUGG